Paramecium tetraurelia is the source of this 1059-nucleotide messenger RNA. RefSeq lists its product as uncharacterized. The record is from RefSeq and is a predicted model, not a curated record. Lineage: Eukaryota; Ciliophora; Oligohymenophorea; Peniculida; Parameciidae. The transcript has 8 exons.
AUGGGAACUUGUUGUACAAAUACUACACAGGAAAGGGAAUCCUUUACUGCAAUAACAGCUCCCAUCUACAUAAAUAAUGAAAAUUUGGAGAUUGGAGUGCAAACUAAAAUAAAAGAAUCGAAUGAAACUCCAAGUUCACCAAUCAGAUCUGAGAAAAUCGAUGAAGAGAAUUAUGGAAGCAUUAAGAGUUAUAGAGGAGUGCUGAUUAAUAAUGCUAAUGUAUAUAUGCAUUCUUUAAUAGGAUAGAUUUUUGAUGAAUAAACUUCACUUGCUAUAAAGAUAUUUAACUCAUUAGGUCCGUUUCCAUUUCCAAUUAGUAAAGAUCAAACACUUACUUAUGUUGGUCCAGUUUAAAUUGAUGACGGAAUGAUUUACGAAGGAUAGUGGCAGGAUAGCAGGAGGCAUGGUUUUGGAAAAUAACUCAAUUCCUUUGGAUCAAUAUAUGAGGGGGAAUGGAGCAAUGAUUAAUAGCAUGGAUACGGAAGAAUGGUCUUACCUAAUGGGGAUUAUUACGAAGGACAAUGGAUAAAUGAUAAGGCUUGGGGAGUUGGAAAGUACGUCAUGAUUGACGGAACAACUUAUAAUGGCGAUUGGGUUGAUGACAAACAACAUGGAAGAGGAAUUGAAUAAUGGAAUAAUGGACAAAGGUAUGAGGGCACUUAUUAAAAUGGUUAAAAAACAGGUCAGGGUAUUUUUGAAUGGCCUGAUGGUUCUAAAUAUGAAGGUGAAUUACUUGAUGGUAUGCCUCAUGGAAAUGGAGAAUAUAGCUGGAAGGAUGGGAAGAAAUAUAAUGGAGAAUGGAUGUUGAAUCAAAUGAAUGGCUAGGGAGUUUAUACAUGGCCUGAUGGAAAGACCUACAAAGGAAAUUUUGAAAGGGAUGAAAGAAGUGGGUAUGGAGAAUUAGAUUGGUCUGAUGGAAGAAUUUAUAAAGGGAAAUGGAAAAAUGGAAAGUAACAUGGGGAAGGGAUGUUUACAUAUAAUAACAAAGUGAGAAAAGGGGUUUGGUAGAAUGGAUAACCAAUCAGAUGGGGUCAGAGUGAAAAUUUAUCAUUAUAAUGA